Messenger RNA from Triticum aestivum (bread wheat), 1517 nucleotides. RefSeq lists its product as uncharacterized. Lineage: Eukaryota; Viridiplantae; Streptophyta; Magnoliopsida; Poales; Poaceae. The transcript has 8 exons. The coding region runs from base 1 to 1338 and encodes 445 amino acids. The record is from RefSeq and is a predicted model, not a curated record.
AUGAUUCAGGUGUUCAGCCCGGACAGUAGCAACCCACCAAGGCCCAAAAGACGAAGAAGGCCCGAAGGAGCUCUUCUCGCUCGCUGCUGUGCCGAAUGCCCAAACGCACGCAGGCGCCGCCUGUCCGCUGUCCUGUCCUCCGCCUGCCGCCGCCCUUCACCGGAGCGCUGUGCCCCCCACGCCGUCCUGCCCGGUCUGCCCCCGCCGGUUCGCACAACUGUGACCUGCCGCCGUUCCCCGGGCCCUCGGCAGCCCGCCUUCGCGCCGGUCAUUUUUGGCCCCAUCCGCCGUGCCGCCUGGUACCAGGACUGCCGCCCUGCUUCCGCCGGCCAGGCGCCGACGCUCGACGCCGAGGAGCGCCAGGUAGGGCACGCUGCUCGCCUCCGUUGCCGCUGGGUAAUUUCUACAGUAGUGCGGAGGGACCUGAAGCUGCUGCUUGGCGCCAAUCUCAUGGAGGUCAUCAACGCGGUGUUCCCUGUCAUCACCUGUCGUAAGCCGGCCAACACUAUUCUUGCUACGAACAGGCAGGGUAAGAGGAAGCCUGGUGCAAACCAUAGCCACUAUAAGAGGCUUUUGGGGGUUGCCCGUUUGCUGUCCCAGAUGGCUGAACCUGUUAUGAAGGGAGCAGUUCAGAUCAGCUUUUUACUUGCUAGAUCCUUUUUUGUAGAACUUUGCACUGCAGUGCUUGCUUUGCUUGCAAGAGUGAGGGUCCUGACCCAACAGAUUUUACUUGAUGUUGUAUCAGUAUACAACAAGGUUACUGAUCUUACAGAUAAAAAGCAGGCUGUUAAGAUCAGUAUUGAUAAAGUACAGGCUUUCAGAGAGUACUACCCCUCGAGCAACGAUCCCGGUACUAUCCUGGAGUGUGUAUGGGCGAAAGAUAAAUUUGUUUUGCACGAAAAGACAAAAGCUAGCAGUCUGAAAACCCAAGAUGAUGAUCUGAAGUCGUGCACCCCAGAUUCAUCAAUCCAGUAUGAGACCCUUGGACUUGUUAGUGAAGAGAUGGAAAACCUUGAUGGAGCAAACACCCCAGCCAAGCAACAACAGACUUCUCUGGCUGACCAACCAGAUAAAGCCACCCAUUGCGGCGAUGCUGGAGAUUCUCUCAGUGGGAGACAACUACCAAAUGAUCAGAACACCCCCGGUUCUCUCCUUGGCACGCCCCCUGCUGCGCCGACUCCACGAAGAGAUGCCAAGCCUGAUACGAGGAAGAGAGUGGCAUUCAUUGCGGUGGGGAAAACAAAAGUCACCAUGACACCGCCCGAAACAUCAUCCGUAGUUACCAAGAAGCAAAGGGUGUACACGAUUCGACAGAUCACCACAGAUCCUGCUUUGUAACUCUGAAAGAACAACCGGUAAUGAUGAGAUAAAGGGCUAUACAUAUGCACACCUUGGUAGAUGAUCGAUGUGUUAUCGUUGAUUUGUUGCAUUCUUACUGCAUCUCGCUUCGAUACCAAGAGAUUGUAUCUUUUAUCAUUGACCUCAAGUGUAUUUUUGUUAUCAAUUUGUUAACUUAA